AAGAUGUUGGGUUUUGUUGCCGUUUUGCUUCUAACAUGUCUUGCCAGAGGAUGGUGUGAGAAAUGUAAUGACCUGGAUGGCUUUUGGUACAACCAGUUGGGUUCUGAAAUCUUUCUCAGACAUUCAAGCGAUGGAAAAUUGAUCGGUGAAUAUCGAAGUGCCGUGGAAAGUUUUGAACAUCCUGAUGGAAAAAAACACUCGAUUAUUUCAGGUGCUGCUCCAUAUAACUCUCCAGGGGCCACUUUCUCAUUUGCUGUCACUUGGUCUAAUGGAUCAUCAACGAAAGCAUGGACCGGUCAGUGUCUUGUAUGUGAAGAUGGAAAAGAAAUGCUACUUACUUCCUGGUUAAAACGGUCACAAGCUUAUACCUGCAUUGACAAAUGGAAGUCUACGAUGAUUGGACUUGACACCUUUACAAGAACAGAGCAACUCCCCGGCCCUCGUAAACCGGAUAAAACCAUCCCUUCUUUUCCAACAGGUUUUGCUCCUACAAACACAUCAGGUAAGCCAUGUGACAUAACCGGAACUUGGUAUAACGAGCUAGGUUCUGAAGUGAUACUAAACCAAUAUGCUAAUGGCAUCAUUGUUGGAGAGUAUCGUACUGCUGUGGAACGCAAAAAAGGCUCAGCAGGAGAAAGCCAUUCUAAAGUGUAUGGCAUAAGUACACCCGGCAAUCCCAACAGCACGUUCGCCAUUAUGGUAGUGUGGCGUGGUGGAGCAUCUGUUACUGGUUGGGUUGGGCAAUGCCAUAUUUGUGGGGAGAACAAAACUGAAAUAAUCGAGACCACCUGGUUGUUAAGAAGUAAGCUCGAGAAAUGUGGUGACAACUGGAAAUCGACCAUGUAUGGCGAAAACAGCUUUACACGCGAAGAACAGAAAGAGGGGCCAAGGAAACAUCUGGGAACCCAUACACCGGAUCGAGAUGGAGAGGACGCUGACCCACGUGCUAGUGCAAAGCUAACCAAUGAGGGUCUUAUCUUAUGGAUUCUUUCUUUUUGGUAUGCAAUGUUCUUUUUUUAGAGACAUUAGGCUCAUCCUAAAUAGAGGGAAGUCAUUCUGGAUAAUGAAUCCAUGUGCUUUUUUCCUUUACAAAAUCCAAGUAGGGCUCCUUUAAUUAUUCUUAAAAACGUUUUUUUAAGUUUAAUAUUUUUUUAAAGUAAAGUUUGUAGUAAUGUAACACUAUGAAACAAUAAAGUGAUAGAUUUUUCAGGUACAGACACCUCUAUAAUAA
Molecule: messenger RNA, 1231 nt
Organism: Actinia tenebrosa (Australian red waratah sea anemone)
Lineage: Eukaryota; Metazoa; Cnidaria; Anthozoa; Actiniaria; Actiniidae
Molecular function (GO): biotin binding
Source: RefSeq, a predicted model, not a curated record